Aspergillus nomiae NRRL 13137 is the source of this 327-nucleotide messenger RNA. RefSeq names its product thioredoxin family protein. The coding region runs from base 1 to 327 and encodes 108 amino acids. The transcript has 2 exons. Lineage: Eukaryota; Fungi; Ascomycota; Eurotiomycetes; Eurotiales; Aspergillaceae. Gene Ontology annotation, molecular function: protein-disulfide reductase activity. The record is from RefSeq and is a predicted model, not a curated record.
AUGGGUGUCCAGGAGAUCAAGACGCCUGCUGAAUUCCAGGAGAAGGUCAUCGCCUCUGGCAAGCCAGUCGUGGUCGAUUUCUUCGCCACCUGGUGCGGCCCUUGCAAGGCUGUUGCCCCUGCCAUCGAGAAGUUCAGCAACGAGAACCAGGGCGUCGAGUUCUACAAGGUAGAUGUUGACGAGCUUCAGAGCGUCGCUGCCGACUUGGGUGUCAGUGCCAUGCCUACCUUCGCCUUCUUCAAGGACGGCCAGCAGAUCAAGGAAUUGACCGUCCGCGGGGCCAACCCUGGCGGUGUCCAGAACGGUGUCAAGGCCCUGCUUGCCUAA